UAUGAAGAUAUUGUUUUGACAUAUUCUUUAACAGAUUUUAAAUCACAUUUUCGAGUAGAAAAGCGUACAUACGAAAGAUUGGUACAAGAUCUUGGACAACGUUUGUAUCGUGAUGAAAAAAUGUCUCCUGGAAAGCAAAUAGCAAUUACUUUAUGGUUCUUUGGUAAUCGGGAAGUUUAUAGAUCAGUUGCGGAUCGAUUUGGAGUAUCCAAAGAUACUGUUUGGAAUUGUGUAUUUGAGGUAGCAUUACUACUAACUGAAGAUGCCCAUAGAUAUAUAAAAUGGCCUGAACUUCAUCAAAUGGCUCUCUUUGAAAGAGAAUUUCGUCAAUUACAUGGUUUUCCUGGAGUAAUUGGUGCAAUUGAUGGCUCUCAUAUAUCAAUAAGUGCACCUAUAGAAAAUCCUGAAAAUUACAUUAAUUGUAAAGGGUUCAAUAAUAUUACAAGGAAUUUGUGAUUAUAAAUUUAGAUUUAUAGAUGUUUUUACGGGUAUAUGCGGUAGUGUUCACGAUGCAAGAGUUUGGCGUUUAAGCGACAUUAGAACAUUAAUAGUACAAGAUGAAAAUAGGUAUUUUCAAAAUCAAUAUCAUCUUUUGGCAGAUUCAGCAUAUCCUUUAUCAAAUUAUAUGUUAACUCCAUAUCGAGAUAAUGAUCACUUAACUAAUGUACAAAGACGAUUUAACACAAAACUCUCAAGAACACGUGUAGUCAUCGAAUGUGCUUUUGGCAUGUUAAAAGGAAGGUUUAGAAAAUUGAAGUAUAUUUAUAUGUAUAAUACAGAAAUGAUACCCUUAGUUAUUCUUACCUCUUGCAUCUUACAUAAUAUAUGCAUAGAAAAUGAUGAUGAAUUUAUUUAUGACGACGCAUUUGAUGAAGUAGAGGUACAAGAUAACAUUGUAUUUAUGAAUGGAGCAGAAAAAAGAGAUAUUAUCUCUCACAUGUUGUAAAAUUGUUUUUAUAAUAGAAAUCUUUAUUGUAAUACGUAUUAAUAUAUACGAAAGCAUUAUAUUGAACAUUGACAUGUUGUUAAAUAAAAGUCGUUAUA
Molecule: messenger RNA, 1044 nt
Organism: Trachymyrmex cornetzi
Lineage: Eukaryota; Metazoa; Arthropoda; Insecta; Hymenoptera; Formicidae
Product: putative nuclease HARBI1
Exons: 3
Coding region: 121-456 (111 amino acids)
Source: RefSeq, a predicted model, not a curated record